GAUCUCUAAUCCAAGCAACAAAAUGGAUUCAGAAAUCGCUUUCGACAGAUCUCCGGCGUUUCGAGUCUACAAGAGUGGCCGCAUUGAACGUCUCUUAGGAGAAACAACCGUCCCACCAUCUCUAACACCACAAAACGGCGUCGUCUCCAAAGAUGUCAUCUAUUCACCGGAGAAAAACCUCUCCCUCCGCAUCUACCUACCUGAGAAAGUAUCCGACGUCACCGUUAAAAAGCUCCCAAUCCUCAUCUACUUCCAUGGUGGUGGUUUCAUCAUAGAAACAGCUUUUUCUCCAACUUACCACACUUUCCUCACAUCUGCCGUCGCCGCCGCUAACUGCUUAGCGAUCUCAGUAAAUUACCGCCGUGCACCGGAGUUUCCGAUUCCGAUUCCAUACGAAGAUUCAUGGGAUUCUCUCAAAUGGGUUUUAACUCACAUCACCGGAACCGGGCCGGAAACUUGGAUAAACAAACACUGCGAUUUCGGAAAAGUGUUUCUGGCCGGAGAUAGCGCCGGUGGAAACAUCGCACAUCAUCUUACGAUUCGAGCGGAAAGAGAGAAACUUGAAAAUGUGAUCUCAGGGAUAAUCUUGAUUCAUCCAUAUUUUUGGGGGAAGACUCCAAUUGAUGAAUUUGAGGUUAGAGACGUGGGGAAGACGAAAGGUGUUGAAGGAAGUUGGAGAGUCGCUAGUCCGAAUAGUAAAGAAGGAGUUGAUGAUCCAUGGCUCAACGUUGUUGGAUCCGAAUCAUCGGAUCUAUCCGGAUUAGGUUGCGGGCGGGUUUUGGUAAUGCUAGCUGGAGAUGAUGUGUUUGUGAGACAAGGUUGGUGUUACGCGGCGAAGCUGAAGAAGAGUGGAUGGGAAGGUGAAGUUGAGGUAAUGGAGACUAAAAAUGAAGGUCAUGUUUUUCAUUUGAAGAAUCCUAAUACUGAUAAUGCUCGUCAAGUUGUGAAGAAACUUGCAGAGUUUGUCGAUCGAAAGAGAUAACAAAUACAUAUAAGGAAUAAAUUGGUGUAUAUGUUACACAUAUAUUUUGUUGUUGUUUGGCUUUGUAAAUACUUGUAGGCCAGUUCAUGAGAUCUGUGUUCUUUAAGAAAUUAUCUCUGAAGCUGAUCAGAACUUGAGGUACAUGCAUGGUGGUGUUAACGAAGAUGGUCUUGUAUGGAGAUUGGAGAGUCCUAUCAAUGCUCCAAUGUUGUCUUGAAGAUGAUUGCUCUUGCUCUUGUUUCCACACUGUAUUGUGUCGUUUUUUGUAUGUUAAGAUGGUUUUGAGUGUCUUUAUUAACAAGAAACUCAACUGGAUUUGGUGUGUCAAUCUACGAUAUGGGAAUAUGAUAUGAUUUUAAUGAAAAUGUCUAUUGUCU
Messenger RNA from Arabidopsis arenosa, 1359 nucleotides. Lineage: Eukaryota; Viridiplantae; Streptophyta; Magnoliopsida; Brassicales; Brassicaceae. The record is from the annotation of a GenBank genome assembly.